UAAAUACCAAUAGCAUGGGAGACAACUCGCAUUUGUUUACAUCAUAAUAUUAGAUGUAGCUUCCGGAUUCGUAACGUAAAUAUCACUGACGAUAAUUUCUUUUUGUUUUGUAAUGGAGGAUUGUGAUUAUCUGUAUAAGAUCAUCCUAAUCGGCGAUAUCAAUGUGGGGAAGACCAGCAUAGUGAAGAGGUUCCGUGAUGACACAUUCGAGACUACGUACAGAACCACCAUAGGAGUUGACUUCGCCAUUAAGACAUUAGAAAUAGACAACAAACAAGCUAAGCUCCAGAUUUGGGAUACGUCUGGUCAAGAGAGGUUUCGAUCAAUUACGACGAGCUACUUCCGAAAUGCCCACGGGAUUAUGGUGGUGUAUGACAUUACGAACAAGGAGUCUCUUGAAGUGGCCGAGCGUUGGCUUAAUGACGUGAAGAGAGUGUGUGGUGACACUCCCGUUAACUUACUUGUUGGUAAUAAAUCAGACUUGAGCGACAGAAGACAGGUCACUAUACAAGACGCCCAAUCAUUUGCUGCACAAUAUGGGAUGAUUGGACCUAUAGAAACAAGUGCGAAGACUUCCGCCAAUAUCACUCCAGCAUUUUACAGUAUGGCACAGGAACUCGUGCAGGGGACUGGCGCUUCCUUCCACAAUACAUCUAACCAAGAAGACAGCAUAUUACUGCAUCGGACUCCUCCCGAGCCCACGUGGUGGUCGUGCUGUGGGUACACGUGAUAGAUCUUGCCAAUUAUCAUGAUAUCUGUGCCGAUGACUUUUCGGAAUGUGCCGAUAUCUUAGAUAUCAAUAUCAUUAUUAUAAUUACAUAAAUUCACACAAUUAAUGGCCCAUAAGUGAGGUCAGGAGGGCCGAAAUAUUGAGAAAAAUUGGCAUAAAACAUCAAACAAACGAUAUAUAGAGAUAUAAUGGUAUACUUUAAAUGGAAUGUGACAAUUGUUGCUCAUAGUUUGUGGUACAGACCGACAGCUUUCAUUGACCUGAUCUGCGACUGACCGUUAGGGUUGCUACAUUUAUACCAUAUUUGAGGUAUUCUGUUAAGAUGUUCUUACACACUUACUUAUAUAAUAUAUUGAUAUUACGAGUGGUCAGCCCAGGUGAUAGUAGCAGUAGGCCUGAACAGUUACUAAAUAUGUGAGGCUGUGAUUUACACGGUUCGACUUAUUGUCCAUAUUUACACGACGUUGCUCUAGAGUUGCAAACUUGCCUAUCCCAUACGCCGACGAUCAAAUUCCCUGCAUUCGUUGUAGCUUAAAGAUUGUGUAGAAUAGACGUCUUGUCCAAUGCCGACACCAAUACCCGAGGUGUUAAUAAUUUGAAUCCGUAUAUCUACUGUAAUGUUCAUUCAAAGGAAACGUGGUGCUAUACCUUAAACUAGAACUCAACAUAACGUUUACAUAACCUUAACUCGACAUUCUCACAAGACCAAAAAAAAGACAGCUCAGUUUUACGUUCCCGAUAAGAACGUCAGUACCCCGCUUAAACGAUCCUAAACGCGGCACUUCUGUCCUCAAACAUCAAUUCGCCUAAAAAAAUCAGUCCGUAAAAUAAAACAGCAAUACGUUUCCUAUACGAUCUUGAAAUCGUAAAAUACGGCAAUACGCCUCAUGGUUUGGUUUGGUCUAUUUUGUACAGAAGUAUGAAACUAAAAAACAAUUGCCAUCAACGCUUAUAAUUCAUUUUUGAAAAUAUUUUUUUAAUUUAAAACAUGUUUUAUGUACAAUUUUACUGGUUUAAUUGCGGUAUUCUUUUUCUCACGUCAAUUGUCGUAUUGUGAGGUCACAUUUUUCGCCCCAUUCUCGGAAUUAUUUUCAUAGUGGUAUGAAAAAAAAUCUCAACCAAUCAGAAAGCUGCAUUCUGCGUACAAACAAUGGAAAAUUAAUUAUAUACCAAACACUUUUUUCUGAUUUGACCAAUCAAAACGCUUCUUACAAACGACAAUGGUGAAAAUUAGAAGCUUACUCGUAUAUAUUGCUAUAGAAAUAUAAUAAACAAUAUCUUACAGUAUUCAAAAUAUA
Pecten maximus is the source of this 2028-nucleotide messenger RNA. RefSeq names its product ras-related protein Rab-1B-like. The record is from RefSeq and is a predicted model, not a curated record. The transcript has 4 exons. Bases 113 to 730 code for a protein of 205 amino acids. NCBI's taxonomy places the organism in Eukaryota, Metazoa, Mollusca, Bivalvia, Pectinida, Pectinidae. Gene Ontology annotation, molecular function: GTP binding; GTPase activity.